AUGGGAGACGGUCUGGAAGUCCCUCAAGAGCUUGUGGGCUCAUCGGCCUUAUACAAUUCUCCUGAUCCCCUGUUGAGACGAUUGCGAUUGCAAGAUUCCAACGGUCAAGAUAUACUGGAUUUGAAUCGAUACUUCAGACACAAAGAGGUCUUAGUCUUGUACGCUGGUUCAGAAGGGGGUUCAUCCAUAGCAAAUCUCAAAGAACUACAUAGGGACCUGUCGACACUCGCCUUCAAGGAGAUAAAGACAUGCGCCAUCAUCUACAUUUCAACCGAUACCGAUGCAUCAGCGAUGCCACGUAUCACCGCCAAUGUCCCUUGGACACGAAUGAUCUUUGCGGACAAUUCAGAUUUCGCUCCGCCCGUACGGUUCUCUGAAAGCCCAAAGAUUGUCGAGAUUGAAGACGUGGCUAGGGGAGAGGAUUUCAUACAGGCGGGGGAGAUCGAAGUUGGUGCUGAGAAAAUCGAGUUUGGACGAGAAGAAUUCCAAUUCGACUACGUUCGCCCUUUAUCAAGAGCUGCCGUCACUGCUCUCAUGCACGCCUAUGCGACACCGAGCAUUGCCAUUUACCAUAUCCCAUCACAUCAAAUUUUAUCUCGCAACGUCAGGCCAAGUGCCUUUACACCCUCAAAUAUCGGCAAGAACUACCAUACGUGGCGAAACGGAGGAUCUCCGUCGAUACGUGUGAUAGAUAUCCUAGCCCGUUUAAAAUGGUACUUGUUCAUCCUGUUCCUGUCAUUAUCGUACCGCCUUCUGACCCAUUUCGGUGGAGAUCAAUACAAUUUCAUACCUCAAUUCAUGGACAUGAUCAGCUGGCGAGGUCCGCAAAAUGCAGGUGUCAUCUUGUAG
Kockovaella imperatae is the source of this 849-nucleotide messenger RNA. RefSeq lists its product as hypothetical. The transcript is spliced from 10 exons. NCBI's taxonomy places the organism in Eukaryota, Fungi, Basidiomycota, Tremellomycetes, Tremellales, Cuniculitremaceae. The record is from RefSeq and is a predicted model, not a curated record. The coding region runs from base 1 to 849 and encodes 282 amino acids.